Auxenochlorella protothecoides is the source of this 465-nucleotide messenger RNA. Its product is annotated as Plastocyanin, chloroplastic. The transcript is spliced from 3 exons. Gene Ontology annotation, molecular function: copper ion binding. Bases 1 to 465 code for a protein of 154 amino acids. Gene Ontology annotation, cellular component: chloroplast thylakoid lumen. The record is from RefSeq and is a predicted model, not a curated record. NCBI's taxonomy places the organism in Eukaryota, Viridiplantae, Chlorophyta, Trebouxiophyceae, Chlorellales, Chlorellaceae.
AUGCAGACCUCAGUCAGCGCCAUGCGUGGCAGCGCCCUGGUGGCGACCACCCACACUGCCAGGACCUCCACCCGGGCAACCCGCUGCGUGGCUGCCUUCGAUGCUCGUCGCUGGGCCAGCGUGGCGGGAGUCGGUCUGGCCUCCAUUGGCCUGACUCUCACCGCCAAUGCUGCGACCGUGAAGCUCGGAACCGAUUCCGGCGGCCUGCAGUUCGACCCCGAGACGGUGACCAUCUCCAAGGGCGACUCCGUCACCUGGCAGAACAACGCCGGCUUCCCCCACAACAUCGUCUUCGACGAGGAUGGGGUGCCGUCUGGCGUGAACGUGUCGAGCCUGAACCAUGAGGACUACCUCAACGCCCCCGGCCAGUCUGUGACCUCCAAGUUUGAUGUGGCUGGCGAGUACAACUACUACUGCGAGCCCCACCAAGGUGCCGGCAUGCAGGGCAAGGUCAUCGUCAACUAG